AUGGUGCUACAAGAAACCAUUCAUAACAGCAAAAACUUCUUUCACAAAACUCUUGGAAACCUCAAGUCCUUCUUCUUUGGUGGAUACAAGAAAUUGCCCAAAACCCUUUCCUUCAAUCCCUUCUAUUGUGGGAGAGACCCGAAAUAUCACCAAACAGAUCAGUUCUACACUGAUUUUUAUGAUGACUGGGAGUCUACUCUAAAUAAGGCAAACAAGAGAGAUAGUGCUUCAAAAGAACCAACAAAGGAAGAUGAUGCAUGUAAUGGGAGCUUUCUGGAUUUUUCAAAGCAGAGUCCUAAGAAGAGCAAACAAGAAGGGGGAUUAAAGCAAAAGAAGCAGAUGGGAAGUUCUCAUCAUCUGGGAAAAAAAGAAGUUCAGUCAUCUUUGCUGAGCAUGAAUGGAGGAAGCUUAGCUAAAAGGAUGAAGGAAUUCGAAAUGGUGGAUACCAGUGAUGUAGAACAAGUGCUGGAUGUAGAAGAGGCACUUCAUUACUACUCUCGCCUCAAAAGUCCGGUAUACGUUGACAUUGUUGAUAAGUUCUUCUUGGAUAUGUACUCGGACUUCUCUGUUCCACCGGCGUCUAUCAACAUCAACAAUUCAAAGAGGAGACUUGGAUCACAGAGACUUGGCUCAAUUAGGUUGUAG
This is a messenger RNA of Prunus armeniaca (apricot), 645 nucleotides long. NCBI's taxonomy places the organism in Eukaryota, Viridiplantae, Streptophyta, Magnoliopsida, Rosales, Rosaceae. The record is from the annotation of a GenBank genome assembly.